AUGGACAUCGCCGUCACCUCCCAUCUCUACAAGCACCAUGUUCUGACUCCCAACCGCCCCCAAUGGGCGAUAAUUAAAGCCGCGCCAAAUUCGAAGUCUGAGACCUCAAGUCGCAAAGCCACCGAGAACUUGACGAGAUUACGGCAGUCAGCUAAGAAUUCAGCAAUCCACCACCCAAGCCCACUGACCAUCGAGCAACUAGACGUCGCCCAAGCCCCCGAAGGCGAUCUCUUCCUUGUCGUAGGUGAACUGCUGUACUCUCCGGACAGUAGCGAAAAAGCGCCCAAGCCGAAGCAAGGCACCUCGGACAGUAACGGCGGUAAACAAGAAGGAGAGGUGGAGGAGGAGGAGGAGGAGCCAAACGUGCGGGCGUCUCAUCUUGUCUGCACCAAAGCCCGCGCUGAGAGAUGCAAUCUGUUUGCUCUGGUCUCGGACAGGGAGGGAAAAUCAUGGACUUUCCUCAGCCUUCCCCAAACCGUGAAUGAUUGGGUGGCUUAUUACCAAGAGUUUACUGGUUACCCGGUCGAGGUGCAAGAGAGCCAGCAUAAGAAAAGGCGGGCAGCGUGGAAGCAACGGAUAACUGCUUUUUGCGCUCCUCUUCUGGGCACCGACAACUGUCAAGGUGGAGACAAGACUUCAGCCGUUCGAGUCACUAAGGAGCUUCAGGUGUUGAGGACGUCGGCGGAGGUUGGGCAGAAUUCUUCCUAUGCCGAGCACAUUGAGCAGUCGAGGGCUUUCCAGUUGACCAUGCGUCUGCUCUACCCGGAUGACCCAAAUGACGGGCUUGACGAAUAUGAGGUUGAGGAGAUCGCAGGAACUUGCCAGAUUACCAAGCAGCAUAUCCGCGAAAUCAGCCAUUGUGUUUGGAUAGGUCUCCUGGCCAACAAACCAGCGUUGUCGCCGUUCAAGCACCAAGCCUUCAUCUUCAACUGCUCGAUUUUGGCCAGGAACGCGGCAAAACGUAACAUGGCCGUAGUCUGGGACAACAUCAUUGAAGACGCUUUCGAUAUGGCUUGGAAUACCACGUGCCCUCAGCUGUCCGAUCGAGGUGCCUGGAGUUCGCAGGCAAUUGUGAUCGAUGAUUGA
Messenger RNA from Neurospora tetrasperma FGSC 2508, 1086 nucleotides. RefSeq lists its product as uncharacterized. The transcript has 2 exons. Bases 1 to 1086 code for a protein of 361 amino acids. The record is from RefSeq and is a predicted model, not a curated record. NCBI's taxonomy places the organism in Eukaryota, Fungi, Ascomycota, Sordariomycetes, Sordariales, Sordariaceae.